Molecule: messenger RNA, 1730 nt
Organism: Aspergillus aculeatus ATCC 16872
Lineage: Eukaryota; Fungi; Ascomycota; Eurotiomycetes; Eurotiales; Aspergillaceae
Product: putative UV excision repair protein (RadW)
Exons: 7
Coding region: 250-1377 (375 amino acids)
Biological process (GO): nucleotide-excision repair; proteasome-mediated ubiquitin-dependent protein catabolic process
Cellular component (GO): cytosol; nucleoplasm
Molecular function (GO): proteasome binding; damaged DNA binding; ubiquitin binding
Source: RefSeq, a predicted model, not a curated record
CCUCAUCCUCAUCUACUUCUUCUACUUCCUUGCUUCUUUCGCAGGCCUUUCAUCCUCUGCUUCAUCUACUUUUCUACUAAAGAUCUUUAACGCUUAGUACCAUUCUUGAUCAAUCUAUCAUCAGGCUUUUAAGUCCUGCAACCCUCUGUCGCCCCUCCCCACUACACCCCCUCCCGUCCUUCAAGUGUCUUCUCUUAUAACCCCUCCGCCCACGUUGUCGAGCCAUCUCUCAACCUUCGGUGGCGCAAGAUGAAGCUCACGUUCAAGGACCUCAAACAACAAAAGUUUGUAAUCGAUGCAGAACCCUCAGAGACGGUCGGAGAAGUGAAGGAAAAAAUCUCUCAGGAGAAAGGAUGGGAAGUUGCCCAGUUGAAGCUCAUUUAUUCAGGAAAGAUCCUUCAAGAUGACAAGACCAUCGAGUCGUACAGCAUUGAGGAGAAAGGUUUUAUAGUGUGCAUGGUGUCCAAGCCCAAGCCUUCUGCCUCCGGCGCUUCUACACAAGCCCCUUCCACCCCUGCAAGAGUAGCUGCUUCGACGCCCGCUGCCCCCUCUGCCCCUGCUGCCCCUGCCCCGUCGGCAUCCACUGCUUCACCGGCAGCUCCCGCAACUCCUUCUCCGGCCGCCUCGGGAACUUCUCAGCCCGCCGGUCCCGCCUUCAAUGAUCCCUCAGCUCUGCUGCGUGGUGCCCAAAGCGAGGCAGUGGUGGCUCAGAUGGAAAGCAUGGGAUUCCCAAGAAGCGAUAUCAACCGUGCAAUGAGGGCUGCCUUCUUCAACCCUGACCGCGCCAUUGAGUACCUCCUGAACGGCAUUCCGGAUAACAUCCAGGAGGAGCAACAGCAGCAAGCCGCCGCCGCAAGCGCACCCCAAACGUCCGCGUCUCCUGCAGAAGAAAGUGCCCCGGCCCCGGUUGGUGACGAACAUGUUAACCUGUUCGAAGCUGCCGCUCAGGCUGGAGGUCAGGAAGGCGGCACUCGAGGUGCCCGCCCGGGAGCUGGGUCUGGCGAAGGCCUUCCCAGCCUCGAUUUCCUCCGGAAUAACCCUCACUUCCAGCAACUCCGUCAGCUAGUCCAGCAACAACCGCAGAUGCUCGAGCCUAUCCUGCAACAAGUUGCUACUGGCAAUCCUCAAAUUGCGCAGCUCAUUGGUCAGAACGAGGAGCAGUUUCUCCAAUUGUUGAGCGAGGAGGACGACGCGGCUCUCCCCCCCGGCACGCAUCAGAUCCACGUCACAGAAGAAGAACGGGACGCCAUUGAACGCCUCUGUCGACUUGGAUUUUCUCGGGAUCUCGUCAUCCAGGCCUACUUCGCUUGCGACAAGAACGAAGAGCUCGCUGCUAAUUAUCUGUUCGAGAACCCGGACGACCCUGAUGAUCUAUGAUUCCACUCCUAUUCUUAUGUUUCGAUCUAGCUGAACAUCCUACCAAUGGAUGCUGCUCUUCCCUAUUGAUCUCUCAUCUUCUCUGAUAAUGAACGUCGUGAUGUGUCCCUCUUAUUAUACUCUUGCAAUAAUUACUCACAAGGGCGACUAUGUAGAAUAGAUCGCUGUCAAGCCCAAGUCUGCCCGGGAGCUCGUACCGUCCCGCGCAAGCCUCCUAGCCGGCGGAUGCCUCGUAACAUCUUAUUCCUCUUUGCUUCUCUUCUUUCUUCUCUGCCUCUACUGGGCAUGUCUUUAUAUUCUUCCGUUGCUUCAUGUUCUAUUUAGGAGCUCGUACUCAAGCUUAUACGUCUUCU